AUGGGUACACCUCUGGCAAAUGUUUUUUUGGUGUUGUUUUUUCAUUUGACUGUAUUUCCCACAGCAGUUGAUUCAAUCACAGUAGCCGAGCAGUUGAAGGAUGUCAUUAUGCAAGGUUACGACAACUCCAUCCGCCCUGUUGUCAAUGAAAAGGAAGCUCUCAUUGUCAAUAUUUCCCUCAAUUCCAUGUCUGUCCUUGUUCUCGACCCUGCCGAAGAAACCGUCAGUUUCUCAUCUGAAUUCAUUCUUCAAUGGACGGAUGAAUUCAUUUCAUGGAAUAGAUCCGAUUACAAUGUGACUUGGCUGAAACUCAAAGAAUCUUUCCUCUGGACUCCCGACACUACAGUAUCCACAAGUAUCGACACGAAUUAUUUGAUCGAUUCAGAUGAGAGAUAUGUGUCUGUGAGGCAUGACGGACUGGUCAGACAGAGCAUUUACGCGGUUUUUGUGAAUCUUUGUGAUAUGAAUGUGGACAGAUUCCCGUAUGAUCAACAGACAUGUAUGGUGAAGAUGGGACCGUGGAGUUACACGAAAGAGGAGGUCACGUGUGUCAAUGGACCAAGUAUCGAGGCAAAUGAAACUUAUUUUGGGGAUUUUCAGGGUAACUCUGAAUGGGAUUUCGAAGGAAUCAUCAGUUCAGUGGGGCAAACUGAGGAUCCUGAUGUGAAUUUCACAUUUUCGGAGGUUCAUUUUGCGUUAACGGUAAAACGACGUCCCUUGUUCUACGUAUGGGUUCUCCUCAUCCCCACGUAUAUCAUCACUGUCGUUUGUAUAUUUGGACUGUUCACACCGACAGCUAACCAUGGAUUGAGAGAGGAAAGAGUCAAUUUGGGUAUCACUACACUCCUGUCAUCAGCUGUUAUCCUACAAAUUGUGGCAAAUGCGAUGCCGAAAACUUCAGAACUUCCGUUGUUGGGAAACUUCAUCCUCGCCGAAAUCUUCGUCGUCGCCAUCGGUGUCCUCUGUUCUGUUCUCGUCUUGACUCUCCAUCAACGAGCUCACACACGUGAAUGGAAACCACCAGCAUGGAUGUUAUGGAUCCUAAGAAUGACUGGAUCAUCGAAGUUCCUGUCAAGGAAUAUCACGAAAAUUCGACAUAAAAGUAGUACGGCCGAAAGGAUUCAUUAUACUGGAGAGGGCGCCUACCUCUUCAAAAACCUCGACGAAUCUCUGCAAUCUGUGCGUGAAUACAUCCAGGAGGAAGAUCGUGACUACUUCAGAGAACUCACUUAUAUCAAGUUUUUCGAUCGACUCGAUUUCCUUCUUCUCGUCAUUUUUCAAGUUGGAAAUGCGCUUGUUACCUUGUUUUUAGUCAAACAAUAA
Messenger RNA from Caenorhabditis remanei, 1323 nucleotides. RefSeq lists its product as uncharacterized. Gene Ontology annotation, molecular function: extracellular ligand-gated monoatomic ion channel activity; neurotransmitter receptor activity; transmembrane signaling receptor activity. Lineage: Eukaryota; Metazoa; Nematoda; Chromadorea; Rhabditida; Rhabditidae. Gene Ontology annotation, biological process: nervous system process; signal transduction; chemical synaptic transmission. The coding region runs from base 1 to 1323 and encodes 440 amino acids. Gene Ontology annotation, cellular component: neuron projection; synapse; membrane. The record is from RefSeq and is a predicted model, not a curated record. The transcript has 6 exons.